Molecule: messenger RNA, 5812 nt
Organism: Rhagoletis pomonella (apple maggot)
Lineage: Eukaryota; Metazoa; Arthropoda; Insecta; Diptera; Tephritidae
Gene: Prp8
Product: pre-mRNA-processing-splicing factor 8
Biological process (GO): spliceosomal tri-snRNP complex assembly; mRNA splicing, via spliceosome
Cellular component (GO): U5 snRNP; catalytic step 2 spliceosome
Molecular function (GO): metallopeptidase activity; U2 snRNA binding; protein binding
Source: RefSeq, a predicted model, not a curated record
UCUGGACUGGGUGGAAGCUGGCUUGCAAGUUUGCCGACAGGGCUAUAACAUGCUUAAUUUACUGAUUCAUCGUAAAAAUCUUAACUACUUACAUCUGGAUUACAAUUUCAAUUUGAAGCCGGUUAAAACAUUGACGACUAAGGAGCGAAAAAAGUCACGUUUCGGCAAUGCGUUCCAUUUGUGCCGUGAAAUUCUGCGGCUAACCAAGCUUAUCAUCGAUUCGCACGUUCAAUAUCGUCUUAAUAAUGUUGACGCUUUUCAGCUGGCGGAUGGACUGCAAUACAUUUUUGCGCAUGUCGGUCAGCUAACUGGCAUGUAUCGUUACAAGUACAAGUUAAUGCGACAGAUACGCAUGUGCAAAGAUUUGAAACAUCUAAUAUAUUAUCGCUUCAACACGGGACCUGUGGGUAAGGGUCCUGGGUGUGGUUUUUGGGCGCCAGGUUGGCGUGUUUGGUUAUUCUUCAUGCGCGGUAUAACUCCUUUGUUAGAACGCUGGCUGGGCAAUUUGUUAUCUCGACAAUUUGAGGGUCGCCACUCCAAGGGCGUUGCCAAAACUGUUACAAAACAACGUGUAGAGUCACAUUUUGAUCUAGAGUUGCGUGCUUCUGUCAUGCACGAUAUCGUUGAUAUGAUGCCCGAAGGUAUUAAACAAAAUAAGGCACGUACAAUAUUGCAACACUUAUCGGAAGCGUGGCGUUGUUGGAAGGCGAAUAUACCAUGGAAAGUACCUGGGCUGCCUAUACCCAUAGAGAAUAUGAUUUUGCGCUAUGUUAAGAUGAAGGCCGACUGGUGGACUAACACCGCGCACUACAAUCGAGAACGUAUACGUCGUGGCGCUACAGUCGAUAAAACUGUUUGUAAAAAGAAUUUAGGUCGGUUAACACGUCUUUAUUUGAAAGCUGAGCAGGAGCGUCAGCAUAAUUAUCUAAAAGAUGGUCCAUACAUAUCACCCGAAGAGGCUGUAGCCAUUUACACGACAACGGUGCAUUGGCUGGAGUCACGGCGCUUCGGCCCGAUUCCAUUCCCACCACUUUCCUAUAAACACGAUACUAAACUACUGAUUUUGGCAUUAGAACGUCUGAAGGAAGCCUACAGCGUUAAAUCGCGUUUAAAUCAGAGUCAACGCGAAGAAUUGGGUCUCAUUGAGCAGGCUUACGAUAAUCCACAUGAAGCGUUGUCGCGUAUAAAACGUCACUUGCUAACACAGCGUGCGUUCAAGGAGGUUGGUAUUGAGUUUAUGGACUUGUAUAGUCAUUUAAUACCAGUGUAUGAUGUUGAACCGCUUGAGAAAAUAACGGAUGCCUAUUUGGAUCAAUAUUUGUGGUAUGAGGCAGACAAACGUCGCCUCUUUCCGCCAUGGAUUAAACCGAGUGACACUGAGCCACCACCAUUAUUGGCAUAUAAGUGGUGCCAAGGCAUCAACAAUCUACAGGAUGUUUGGGACGUAGGCGAGGGCGAAUGCAACGUUUUGCUGGAAUCACGAUUCGAAAAACUUUAUGAAAAGAUUGAUUUAACACUUCUCAAUCGUUUGCUACGUCUUAUUGUGGAUCAUAAUAUUGCGGAUUACAUGACAGCUAAGAAUAACGUCGUCAUUAACUACAAGGACAUGAACCACACCAACAGUUAUGGCAUUAUAAGAGGUCUACAGUUCUCUUCGUUUAUAACGCAGUACUAUGGAUUGGUUUUGGAUUUGUUAGUGCUUGGGCUGCAUCGCGCCAGUGAGAUGGCUGGACCACCACAAAUGCCUAACGACUUUUUGACGUUCCAGGAUACAGUCACUGAAACAGCACAUCCUAUACGUUUAUAUUGCCGAUAUGUGGAUCGCAUUCAUUUGUUUUUCCGCUUUUCGGCGGAAGAGGCUCGUGAUUUAAUUCAGCGUUAUCUCACCGAACAUCCAGAUCCAAAUAAUGAAAAUAUUGUUGGCUACAACAACAAAAAGUGUUGGCCCAGAGACGCGCGUAUGCGAUUGAUGAAGCACGAUGUCAACUUGGGCCGCGCUGUUUUCUGGGAUAUUAAGAAUCGAUUACCACGCUCGGUUACAACAAUUAACUGGGAGAAUACUUUCGUUUCAGUCUACUCAAAAGAUAAUCCGAAUCUAUUAUUUAAUAUGUGCGGUUUUGAAUGCCGAAUUCUACCAAAGUGUCGUACGCAAACUGAAGAAUUUACACAUCGUGAUGGUGUUUGGAAUUUACAAAAUGAAGUCACAAAGGAGCGCACGGCUCAAUGUUUUUUGCGUGUUGAUGACGAAUCGUUGGGACGUUUCCAUAAUCGUGUCCGCCAAAUUCUUAUGGCGUCUGGCUCAACAACGUUUACGAAGAUUGUGAAUAAAUGGAAUACGGCGCUUAUUGGUUUAAUGACUUACUUCCGCGAAGCCGUAGUAAAUACACAAGAAUUACUGGAUUUACUUGUGAAGUGCGAAAACAAAAUACAGACUCGUAUCAAAAUUGGUCUCAACUCUAAAAUGCCCUCACGUUUCCCACCUGUGGUGUUCUACACGCCGAAAGAAUUGGGUGGUUUGGGCAUGUUGAGCAUGGGUCACGUGCUUAUUCCGCAAUCCGAUUUGCGUUGGUCUAAGCAAACUGAUGUUGGUAUUACACAUUUCCGCUCAGGUAUGUCGCAUGACGAGGAUCAAUUGAUUCCAAAUUUAUAUCGUUAUAUUCAACCAUGGGAGAGUGAAUUCAUUGAUUCUCAGCGUGUUUGGGCCGAAUAUGCGCUGAAGCGUCAGGAGGCAAAUGCUCAAAAUCGCCGUCUAACAUUGGAAGAUCUCGAAGACAGUUGGGACCGUGGUAUUCCACGUAUAAACACACUCUUCCAAAAAGAUCGUCAUACACUGGCCUAUGAUAAGGGAUGGCGCAUACGCACGGAAUUCAAACAAUAUCAAGUAUUGAAACAAAACCCCUUCUGGUGGACGCAUCAACGUCACGACGGUAAAUUGUGGAAUCUUAACAACUAUCGUACGGACAUGAUACAGGCAUUGGGUGGCGUUGAAGGUAUUCUAGAGCAUACACUCUUCAAGGGUACCUACUUCCCAACGUGGGAGGGUCUUUUCUGGGAGAAAGCAUCUGGUUUUGAAGAGUCCAUGAAGUACAAAAAAUUGACAAAUGCGCAGCGUUCCGGUUUAAAUCAAAUUCCUAACCGUCGUUUUACGCUAUGGUGGUCACCAACUAUAAAUCGAGCUAAUGUGUACGUUGGUUUCCAAGUACAACUCGACUUGACUGGUAUUUUCAUGCAUGGCAAAAUUCCCACCUUGAAAAUUUCGUUGAUUCAAAUAUUCCGUGCUCACUUGUGGCAAAAAAUACACGAAUCGAUUGUUAUGGAUUUGUGUCAGGUAUUCGAUCAAGAAUUGGACGCACUGGAAAUCGAAACGGUUCAAAAAGAGACUAUACAUCCACGUAAAUCGUAUAAGAUGAAUUCAUCUUGUGCUGAUAUAUUGCUAUUCCCUGCUUAUAAAUGGAAUGUAUCGCGACCAUCUUUGCUGGCGGACACAAAAGACACAAUGGACAAUACAACAACACAAAAAUACUGGUUAGAUAUACAGUUGCGUUGGGGCGAUUACGAUUCACACGAUGUAGAACGUUAUGCACGUGCGAAAUUCCUUGACUACACCACAGACAACAUGUCUAUCUAUCCCUCACCGACUGGUGUACUCAUCGCCAUAGACUUGGCAUAUAAUUUACACUCGGCUUAUGGCAACUGGUUCCCCGGCUGCAAGACGCUCAUACAACAAGCUAUGGCUAAAAUUAUGAAGGCUAAUCCUGCGCUAUAUGUGUUGCGCGAACGUAUACGAAAAGCGUUGCAACUAUAUUCUUCUGAACCAACUGAACCUUAUCUGAGUUCACAAAAUUAUGGUGAAUUGUUUUCGAAUCAGAUUAUAUGGUUUGUGGACGACACGAAUGUAUAUCGUGUAACUAUACAUAAAACAUUCGAAGGCAAUCUGACAACGAAACCCAUUAACGGCGCAAUUUUCAUAUUUAAUCCACGUACUGGUCAAUUGUUCUUGAAAAUCAUUCAUACGUCUGUAUGGGCUGGUCAAAAACGUCUGGGUCAGUUGGCCAAAUGGAAGACAGCGGAAGAAGUAGCGGCAUUAAUUCGAUCCUUGCCCGUUGAAGAACAACCUAAACAGAUCAUCGUAACUCGUAAGGGUAUGUUGGAUCCAUUGGAAGUGCAUUUGUUAGAUUUCCCAAAUAUUGUGAUCAAAGGCUCUGAACUGCAACUGCCAUUCCAGGCUUGCCUUAAAGUUGAGAAAUUCGGUGACUUAAUUUUGAAAGCCACUGAACCACAAAUGGUGCUGUUUAAUCUCUAUGAUGAUUGGCUGAAGACCAUCUCUUCCUACACAGCAUUCAGUCGAUUGAUUUUAAUUUUGCGUGCACUACAUGUGAAUACCGAACGUACAAAAAUCAUAUUGAAACCAGAUAAGACAACCAUAACUGAGGCUCAUCACAUCUGGCCAACACUCACCGACGAGGAGUGGAUAAAGGUUGAAGUACAGCUUAAAGAUUUGAUUUUGGCCGAUUACGGCAAGAAGAAUAACGUGAAUGUGGCCUCACUUACGCAAUCUGAAAUACGUGAUAUUAUUUUGGGCAUGGAAAUUAGUGCACCAUCGGCGCAACGUCAACAAAUUGCUGAAAUUGAAAAGCAGACGAAGGAGCAAAAUCAAUUGACGGCAACGACGACGCGUACAACGAACAAACAUGGCGAUGAAAUUAUUACCUCGACCACAUCGAACUAUGAAACUCAAACAUUUAGCUCGAAAACAGAGUGGCGUGUGCGUGCUAUAUCUGCAACAAAUCUACAUCUGCGUACGAAUCACAUUUAUGUCAGUUCGGACGAUAUCAAAGAGACUGGGUACACCUAUAUAUUACCGAAAAACAUACUAAAGAAAUUUGUAACGAUUUCCGAUUUGCGUGCACAAAUUGCCGGAUACCUGUAUGGCGUGAGUCCACCUGAUAAUCCACAGGUUAAAGAAAUCCGUUGCAUUGUUAUGCCUCCACAAUGGGGCACACAUCAGACUAUAAACCUGCCCAACACUCUUCCCACACAUCAGUAUCUGAAAGAUAUGGAGCCACUCGGUUGGAUACAUACACAGCCGAAUGAGUUGCCACAACUGUCGCCGCAAGAUAUCACCACACACGCAAAAAUUAUGCAAGAAAAUGCAACGUGGGAUGGUGAAAAGACCAUAGUUAUAACCUGUUCUUUUACGCCUGGCUCGUGUUCGCUGACUGCUUACAAGUUAACGCCAUCCGGUUUUGAGUGGGGCUCUAAGAAUACAGAUAAAGGUAAUAAUCCUAAAGGUUACUUACCAUCACACUACGAGCGCGUCCAGAUGCUGCUGUCGAAUAAAUUCCUCGGCUUCUUUAUGGUGCCAUCACAGGGCAGUUGGAAUUACAACUUUAUGGGUGUGCGGCACGAUGCAAGUAUGAAGUAUGAGCUGCAAUUGUCGAAUCCUAAGGAAUUCUAUCACGAAAUACAUCGACCUUCACACUUUUUAUUAUUUUCCAAUUUGGAAGAUGCUGGCGACGGGUCGGGUGCCGAUCGUGAGGAUGUGUUUGCGUAGUUUGACAAACACUCAGCAGAAAUAUGUUUAAUCUUUUUCGUAUUUUUAUGUAACUUGAUUUUAGUUAACUUCAUAUGUAUGUAUAUUGUAAAAGAAAUUCAACCAUCGUAAAUUGAAAUAUGGCGAUCGAGCUGUGUAGACUUCAUUAAGAUCAUAGUUAUAGCAAUUUGUUUGAAACAGAAAACGUUAAUAUUUUCAGACUUACAAAUUUAAAACGGACUACAGACAACAAAUAAAUUAAUAAUUUACAAACCAAAA